Cannabis sativa is the source of this 2638-nucleotide messenger RNA. RefSeq names its product protein ROOT HAIR SPECIFIC 17. The transcript is spliced from 10 exons. The record is from RefSeq and is a predicted model, not a curated record. Bases 418 to 2199 code for a protein of 593 amino acids. NCBI's taxonomy places the organism in Eukaryota, Viridiplantae, Streptophyta, Magnoliopsida, Rosales, Cannabaceae.
AAAAAUAUAUAAUAAAUAAAAGGACAAAUUUUGUAGUGUUAUUAUAUGCGGGAAAAGAGUUGUAUUGUAUUUCUUUCAAUAGCAAAGAAGAUGGAGGAGAAAAAUAAACGUUGUUUUUGGGUUUCAGUGAAGUAUUGUUAGGCAAAGCCAGGCAGAGAGAGGAAGGCCGGCCGAGAGAUACGACCUGAUCUCAUUCGCUGGCCAACCCAAACUAAACCAAACCAACUCAACACUUUUCAGAUAUAUAUAUAUAUAUCUUCCUUCAACUUCAACAACUCUUUUCUCUUCUUCUCAUUCCUUCCUUUAAAUACCAAACCAACAAUUUAGUCCUCUGUCUAAUAUUCUCUCCACAAUUCAUACAAUAAUCCUUUUCUUCUCUUUUUUACCCUUACCUCUAAUAACAAUAAUAAUAAUAAUAUGAAGAAGAAAAGAAAAGAUCAGACAAACCCCAUAACAUUUGGCGCAACCAUCUACCGUCAUCAUCGCCGCCUCCACCGCCAUCUUUUUCAGCUUGUCUCUGUUUUCUCCGCCUGCUUACUCCUUUUUCUCGUCGCUUUCUCUCUCCUCGCUCCUUCCCCUGUUAUACACCAUCACCACUCUAAUAUUAAUGGCGACGUGGAACGGGAAUCCUAUUCUGAUCAGAAGACUGCGUUUCAUGUUCCGACUAGUGGAGUGAGUUUAGGUCGUGAUAUAUGGAGCUCGGUGGGAUCGGAACUGUACUAUGGUUGCAGUAAUGGUGGCCGUAACUUCAUGACUUCGGAUAUGAAAACGAAUCCUAGUCGACACCUGGUGAUUGCUACUAGCGGUGGCUUGAAUCAACAAAGAACAGGGAUAACAGAUGCUGUUGUUGCAGCUUAUAUCCUAAAUGCCACUUUAGUUGUUCCCAAGUUGGACCAAAAAUCCUUUUGGCAUGAUAGCAGUAACUUUGCUGAAAUAUUUGAUGUGGAUCGGUUUAUAUCGUUUCUCUCCAAAGAUGUUCAUAUUAUAAAAGAGCUUCCACUGAAGGGAGGGAAAGUUUUGACUCCACACUCCAUGCGUGUUCCGAGAAAGUGCACUCCAAAAUGCUACCUAAACCGAGUUUUACCUGUUCUGAACAAAAGACAUGUUGUUCAGCUCUCGAAGUUCGAUUACAGACUUUCGAAUAAGCUGAGCAAACAUCUACAAAAGCUAAGAUGUAGAGUUAACUAUCACGCUCUAAAAUUUACAGAUUCCAUUCUUGAGAUGGGAGAAAAGUUGGUUGAAAGGAUGAGGAAGAAAAGCAACCAUUUUAUUGCCCUCCAUUUAAGAUAUGAACCUGAUAUGCUUGCAUUCUCCGGAUGCGAUUUUGGUGGGGGAGAUAAAGAAAAAGAAGAACUUGGCCUAAUCCGGAAGAGGUGGAAAAGUUUACAUGUGAGCAAUCCAGAUAAAGUGAGAAGAAAUGGAAGAUGCCCACUUACUCCAGGGGAAGUUGGUCUUAUGCUUAGAGCCUUGGGUUUUGGAAGUGAUGUUCACUUGUACGUGGCAUCUGGUGAGGUAUAUGGAGGUGAGGAGACAUUGGCACCUCUCAAAGAACUCUUCCCAAACUUCCAUACUAAAGAGACUAUAGCAAGUAAGAAUGAGCUGGCACCAUUCACAUCCUUCUCUUCUCGCAUGGCUGCACUAGACUUUAUUGUCUGUGAUGAGAGUGAUGUUUUCGUCACCAACAACAAUGGCAACAUGGCAAGAAUCUUAGCCGGACGAAGGAGAUACUUUGGACACAAACCAACAAUCCGUCCUAAUGCUAAAAAGCUAUAUAAGCUGUUCAUGAACCGAUAUAACAUGACAUGGGAAGAUUUUGCUGCCAAAGUUCGAACUCAUCAGAUUGGAUUCAUGGGAGAGCCUAAAGAGAUUAAGCCAGGCAAGGGUGAGUUUCAUGAAAACCCAGAAGCCUGCAUAUGUGACGCUUCUGAUAAAAAUCCUAAUGAAAUAAGUCCACAAAAUCAAAGUCACAGCCAUAAGAUGGAGAACAACAACAAUCAUGAUAAUAGUUAUAUCAAGGAAAAUAAAGAUUCCGAUGAUGUAACAGAUGAGCAGAUAAGUGAGGAUGAGCAGUUUGGGUUUGAUUAUAUGGAUAAUGAAACUGCGUUAGGGGGGAAAAGGCAGCCUAAUGCAACAGAUUUUGAAACAACUGCUAUGAGUAAAUCUGAACAACCAGAACUGGAAGAGUUAUUCUCAGACUGAGUGAGGGCAAUUCCAUUGUUCUCUGACUACAUUCUUUCUUUAUAGAUUCUUUACCUCUUUUAGGUGAUUCUUUUAAUAGAUCGCUAUGAAAGAGGAUAUUCCUUUCUUUUCACUGAACCUGAAGUGGCAGUGGCGACAAAGCACUUUGUACAUAGAUGAGCAGGUUUAGGUAAACAGUGACUACACCUUUCCUUGAAAGAUUAGAUUUGAUUUUAAAGCUUGUACAUUACACAGAAAAAUUACAGUGCCAGCCUUUGCCUUUUCAUGGGUAAUUCGUUUCGUAAGGCAGGGGUGUUUAUAUUUACAGAUUUGCUUAACCAAAGUGUAAAUUCUUCUAGUUAGAAAGAUUUUAAUUUCCUUUUCCUUCUUUUACCAUGUGAAUACUAUAUGUAUGCUUUUGUCUUCUGAGUUUUGGCAACAUACGAGUCCUUUUACUUCA